Molecule: messenger RNA, 927 nt
Organism: Cetraspora pellucida
Lineage: Eukaryota; Fungi; Glomeromycota; Glomeromycetes; Diversisporales; Gigasporaceae
Source: the annotation of a GenBank genome assembly
GGCUUAAUCAUUCUUAAACAACUCCUUAUUUUUCCAGAUUAUCUAUGUAUAAAUCUUAUCCAAAUAACUAAAAAAAAAUAUACUUAUUAUAAACUUAAAGGUCAUAUUAUUACAUUACCUCAAAAUUCUGAAAGUGAAAUUCCAGAAGUCUUACUUUUAACUACUACAGUUGUAGAUAUUGAUUUUGAAGAAGCAGAGCAUUAUACUGAAUUAGAUAAUAAGAUUAAUGAAGAAUCUGAUUAUAAUAAUCAUAAUUUAAAUAAAUUUAUCAAUAAUAAUUUAAUUUAUAAUGCAAACAAUUUUAGAACUUCUAGAAUAUUGCAUGUUAAUAAUAUACCAAUUACUAAAAAAGAGCUUACAUUAUAUUUUUUACAAAAUAAUAUUAAUAAUGACUUGUCAUCAAAUUCCUUUAUUGAUUUUACUAAUAAUAAUCUACAAACAGCUACUUCAACUAUUACUAUUAGUAAUAAAACAAUAGAUCCUUUAGAAAAGUUUGAAUCUGAAUUAAAUAAAGAGCAAAAAAAGGCCUAUUUUCUUGUCUGUGAUCAUUAUCAAAGAAAUCAGCCUAUAUUAGAAAGUAGACCAUCACAAUUACUAUUCUAUCUUGCAGAUACAGGAGAAACUGAUAAAUCUCGAGUGAUACAAGCAAUGAGUUAUUAUUUUACAUAUACUUCACAAUGUCAAACUCUUCUUAUAUUAGCAUCUACUGGUAUUGCUGCUGUGAAUGUUUAUAAAAGUACUAUUCACUCUGCUUAUGGCUUUAGUUUUGGUGAAAAUAGUAAAAAACCAGCUAUUUUGACAGAAGAAACUCUAUGCAAACUUCAAGAAUUAUGGUCUAAGGUAGAAUACGUUAUAUUAAAAGAAGUUUCUAUAAUCGGUCAAAACCUUUUAGCUCAAUUUCAUGCUUUUAUAAAAAAGUUAAAGUGA